This is a messenger RNA of Rhopilema esculentum, 1716 nucleotides long. Lineage: Eukaryota; Metazoa; Cnidaria; Scyphozoa; Rhizostomeae; Rhizostomatidae. The record is from RefSeq and is a predicted model, not a curated record.
GCUAUGAAUGCCCAAUGAGAAUCAGAGGGAAAGAUAUCAGGCGUAGUCAAACAUAGACAGUGAUGCUGUGCCUUUACUGCAAAUAACUUAGAACUGGCUGGAAGCGAAGUCUAAGAAUCUGCUGACAAAAAGAAGGAAUCAUGGGGACUGCAAAUGACAAGAGCGAAUGUAACCUGAAUGUUAUACUACGGAAAUUCCUUGAUGGCCUAAAGACUUCUGAUAUGAAGAAAUCGAAAUCUGAAGUGACAGAUAUCGUCAAGGAAAUUAUUACUCGAAUUGAAACAAAGGAUUCGAGAUUCAAGAUGGGUUUAGAAUACCGAGGAAGUGUUUACGAGAAGCUGAAAAUAAAUGAAGCAGACGAAUUUGAUUUUGAUCUACCAAUAACACAGCUGACUAUCGACGAAGCUCCGAAGAAAAGAGUUCCAGAUGUGCCUUCUGAGUACACCUUCUACACACUGAGGCCAGCACUCCAAGAAGCUUGGAAAAACCUUGCAGAUCCUGAUGGGAAGCAUUUGUCUGCAGAGCGGGUUGUUCAAGCAUUUUCAAACCUUGCAAGGCAAACCAUUAAUGACAUGAAUAAAGAGGGAAAAACUGGCUUUGAAACAAAUCACCCUGCUGUAACGAUAAUUUGCAAGAAAAAUGGUGAAAAAGUCUAUGACAUUGACCUGGCUCCUGUCAUUGAAGUUAGAAAAUGGCCUGAAAAUUUGACUUUGGGUUGGGAGAAGCGAACAAAGAAAGGUUGGCCCUCAGAGGAGUUGAUCAAGAAAAUCAAAGAAACGUCUUCAGUUUAUCUGGUACCCAAACUUUACAAGCAGCGAUUUCACGGAAAGCGAGACUACCUUUGGAGAUAUGCAUUUAACAAAGCAGAAAAGAAAUUGUUAUUAGACGGUGAUUCAAGCGUGGAUAACAAUUGUCGUCGCCCUGUUCUACGUAUUUUGAAAGGAAUGCUUCAUUACAUGAAUUGGCCAGGCCUUCGCUCGUACCACAUGAAAACAAUUCUGUUGCAUGAAUACGAGACCUGGGGCGAAAGUGAUAAAUGGAAGCUCUCUGAACUGGGAGCUAGAGUUCGGUCUGCUACAACACGACUCAGUCAGUGUUUGAGUUCUCAGAAACCAAAAUUGAAACAUUACUUUUUGUCUGACAUAAACAUCUUAGACGGUAUAAACGAGGAACAAAGAAAACAGAUUUUAGAGAGCUUGAAAGCGUUCUCUAACAGCCCUGAAACUGCAGUGGCCAAUCUCUUGACAGCUCAAGCUACUUCAAAUGAGAAAAAGCAAGUUGUUGAUGCAUGUAAACCGUACGUCAGCCUACUGAAAGGUUUUAUGGAGAGAGUAAGAGCUGUUGCACAGGAGCAAAACAAUGAACAGAUUUUGGAUAUUUGCCGAGAAUUUGAAGGUGGCCCGAUGUUAGCAUUUGAAAUGAAAAGCUCUUGUAAGCUCUAGUUUCUACAAAUCAAACUCUAAAACCUUUUAAACUUUAAACGUGUUAAAUUAUCACCACUUUACAACGUGUUAACUAUUUGAAUUUUGUGUUCUAAAAGUUUUUUAGUUUCUCCUUGUCGUUAUAGAUAUUUGUUAUAGCCAGUUUUGCAUAUUAAAAAUUGUGAAUUUUUACAUGCACAAAUUCUAAGUUAUGAAUGACAAUAGGUGAUAAGAUGCAAUAUUUUCUAACACUUACAUCUCCUAUGUAAUUUAUUUUUCCAUACUUAACAAACAG